Gadus chalcogrammus (walleye pollock) is the source of this 3718-nucleotide messenger RNA. RefSeq names its product protein phosphatase 1 regulatory subunit 3A-like. The transcript has 4 exons. Gene Ontology annotation, biological process: regulation of glycogen biosynthetic process. The record is from RefSeq and is a predicted model, not a curated record. The coding region runs from base 415 to 3159 and encodes 914 amino acids. Gene Ontology annotation, molecular function: glycogen binding; protein phosphatase 1 binding. Lineage: Eukaryota; Metazoa; Chordata; Actinopteri; Gadiformes; Gadidae. Gene Ontology annotation, cellular component: protein phosphatase type 1 complex.
UGCCGAUUUGGACCUUGAAGAUGUAUGCUCAUUUUAAUACAUCGUCGGCAUACACAUGCUUUGUGAGUGGAAUCAGAGUGGGCGUGUACGAACCAAACAAAACUCAGCGUGUCGAAGGAUUAUACCAAGCUAAACGACACAUUUGGGGCAUGAAGUGACGGUGGGUCACUGCUAAAAUUAGGUCGCUCCCUUCCCUGCCACGGCAGGCAUGCAACAUGCAACUGCGCAAUACAAGUUAUAGUAGUUUAUACCAGGGGGGGGGGGCAUCCAUGAUUAACAUUACCACCAGCACCCGUUUCCAGACGUCUGGAUGCAUGGACGUCGCUGAACCAAUGUCAUUCAUUUUAUAGUUGUCGGAGACAUUAAUGCAGCGGUGCUAUUUCAUUGCCAUAAAGGGCCUAUAACGAAUGCAGAAUGUCGUUCUUAACUAUUCCAAGUGAAGAUGGUCUUUUCACCACUGUGAAAGCAGGUAAAUCUGCCGAAGAUGGAGACAGUAGCACUACGUGUCCAGCGGAUGAUGAUGAUGAGGAGGAGGAUGACGACGAAGACGAUGGCAGCGAGGAAGUUAAUUUCAUCCCGAGAUGCUCUCCUAUCCCAAGGAAGCGCGGCCAAUCGAUAUUUGAUGAGGCGGACGAGUAUAUGCGUAUACAGUUGUCUCUGCCUGCAGCCAGGAGAAGGGUAGCGUUCGCUGACACAACAGGUGGGGAUCUGGUCGAUGUAAGGGAAUUUGUUGCCUUCGAUUCUGAUGAAGAAGAGGACCCAAGGUAUGAAGCGGAGGCUGCACAUGCAAGAGAGCCCACCUACCGCAUACACACAGAAUUCCACGUGGCAACGAGAAGUGCCCUGGCAGAGGCUGUUCAAACACACAAGGUGGAAGUUGAAAUGCUGUCCCCCAUAGAGAACGAACCCCUUGCCUUCAGUGGGAUCGUACGAGUGCUCAACAUCUCCUACCAUAAAGCGGUGUACAUCAGGUCCACCAUGGACCACUGGGCCACCUACUUCGAUCAUCCAGCUGAAUAUAUCCAGGAGUCAAGUGAUGGAGAGACUGAUGCGUUCUGUUUCAAGUUGUCCUUCGCCUCACCUUAUGACACCCAUGGUUCCAGCAUUGAGUUUGUUGUUCGCUAUGAAACCUCUGAUGGGGACUUCUGGGCCAACAACUCACAGUUGAAUUAUGUGGUUACCCUCUUAGUGUCUUACGAAGAUAAUUUAACUCCAGUAAACACUGACACAAAACAAGAAUUACGAGGGAUCCUGAAAGCCUCUAAGUUUUACAGUAUGGACAACGAUGGACAACAUAUGGAUGAAGAGGACCUGAGCACCUCCUCCCAACCACAGCAUGUCGGGCCUAAACCUGUUUGCCCAGUUAUCAUUCAUCCAGAGAUCGAUUUAGAGACUGCCGAUGACACAUUUGGUGCCCCACGGUCACCGAACCAAGAGCUCCAAUCUCUUGACGAUGCACAGUGCGAUGAAGCCAGUAUGCCCCACCAAUCACCUUAUAUGUCUUGUCGUAACACAACUGACCAACCAUUACAUGUUCUAUCUCCAGUUCACACUGCACCUCAGUCCAGUGAGUCACCCUCCCUACCUUCAGUCCCCUGUGAAUCGGUCAACCAGAUUUCAGAGCGUUUAGUAGAAGCCAUCAGCUGGUCCGCACUGCAGAACGAUCCGACCCCCUUUCAGCCUCACACACCGAGCUCCAGCACCAGCUCUCUGGCAGCAGAUGAGGAGCAGGGCAAAGACAGCUUUGCCCUCGAUAAACUUAUACCAUUCACUGUUACUCAGUCCCCUAUUAUGGAGGCCAGCAGCCAUCUUAGUAGUGAGGAUGAGGAAGUAGAGAUGUUGACCUUGGGAGAUGGAAAGGUCAAGCUAGCACAAACGUUUUCCAGAGGAGAGAUAGACUUGUUUGAUGAAAAAGUAAAGCAUUUAGAUUCAGAAUCAGAUGAGUGCACAUCUGAAAGUAGCCCCCGAAAUGAGAUCACCCCGGACAACGUUGAAGGCAAGUGGAGAUUCUGUGAGACGGAGGAGGAAACCUUACAGACGGCACCAUUGGAGAGCUUGAACAACGCCGGUGUUCCAGAUGUUCCAUCCACACCUAACACACAGCUGCCUUUAGCAUCUGAAAUGCUAACUGAGCAACCACCUUCCAAAGUUCAACAUUUGGACCUUCUGGAGAUAUCUAUGACCACAAAAGUGGAGAAUACAUAUGCUGGUAAAGCACAUUCAUGCCUGUUGACGCAGUUGGAGUUGCUAAGCGUAGAGAGAGAGACAGAACAAGAGAGAGGAGAGACACAGGCUGUCUUGAUGAGCCAUUCAGAUGAUCCUUAUGACAAAGAACAAAACACAAAGGUGGAUGAAGAAGAAGCAACACCAGGAGAUGCUGCCGCAUUAUUAGAAGAGGACGAGAAGGUCCAACAAGAAACACUGAGUUCAGACAUCGGUCAGACCAAUGGAGAACAAAGCUCAAUGUACCAAAGCACUAAUACUGACAAUCCAUUUGAACUUGGCACAUCAGUAAAAAACAACUUGCUAUAUCCGUCUGAUUCUGAGGCGACAGCAACACAGACCUCGCUGGUUGACCCCGAUACGAUAUUUAGAGACGCAUUUGAUAACCUAAGAGAGACGAGCCAAAGACCAGAAGAGGAAUCCAUUGAUUUAGUGAGCCCAGAUACGUGUCUCACUCCCCCAGCUCCAGAAUCUCCCCCUAGGUACGGCUCUUCUCCUUCAAUCGGAUCUAGCGAGCUAUCUACCACACCGUCGGUGGAUUCCAUUGCUACAUCUCCUCUCUGCGUUCCCAAAGCAGAGAGUCAGGUGUUUCUAGGAGAGGAGCGACAAGCUGCAACAUCAAACGCAGUCGCAGACACAAACACCUCGGCGACAUCAGAUGUUAACGUGUGUGACGCUACGCAAGGCGGGAAAGAGGUGGUGGAGCCGCCUCAAACACCCUCUGACUCAUCGGCAGCGUAUCCACCCUACACCUCCCUGACAGCUGAGGAGCCGUUAACCUCGCAUCCAAUGUGUAAGGUGGGGAAAAACCUGAGGCUCAGCAUCACCUUCCUGUGGGGUGUGACCUGUAUCUCCGUGGUGAUGGCGGACCCCAGUUCCCUGUUCAUCGUGGGACUUGUUUUGUCUGCACUCUUCUUUCUGAUUGCGUCAGAUUAGAGCUUUGUGGGGAAGUGGUUGAGGUUUUUGUUUUUGUUUUCAUCGUUCCUAAGAAGCAGACAAGUAGCACAUGUGUGAGGAUGUUGUGAUGGGGUGCACGUUCUUUAUGUUCCACGUGUUAUAAUGACUUGUCAUGUUGUCAACACAGACUAGUUUCUGAUACCAGGGGCACUUAAUACUUUAUCUGUACUCAUCAUCAUAAUAUUAUAAGAAUUCUCUCUAAAGGAGACAGAAGAAGAAAAAAGACAAUGUAACGAAAUGUUGUAGUUGUCUUAUACACUUGCAAAGUCUAUUAUCAGACAUGAAUAUAUACCCAUUUAUCGCAAAACAUUAUUACACAAAGGCCUUAACAAUCACUUGAAUUUGAUAGCACAACUGCAGCGUUUUGCUUUUUUGUAUUAUCAGAAUUAUGUCAGAGAUGUUCACAACGUCCUUCCACUGUGACACAUACAUAUCACAAUAACAUAUAUAUGGUUGGUUUUGCAUCAUUUAUAAGCCUACUCCAAAGAAUAUUAAAGGUUUACAUAAUAUAUGAUACGGUCUCUUUUGUAUCUUCUUG